Molecule: messenger RNA, 267 nt
Organism: Protopolystoma xenopodis
Lineage: Eukaryota; Metazoa; Platyhelminthes; Monogenea; Polystomatidea; Polystomatidae
Source: the annotation of a GenBank genome assembly
GGAGGAGUCCUGCCAACCCACACGAUUGCCAUCCAGCAUGUCUCCGGCAGUCUUCACUUUGACUCGCGUAUCGAGCUCAAGUGUCUUCUUCAGCCCCCCAACAACAGCACCAUCAAACAGUGGGUAGGACCACGCGGCGAAAUUGUCUCCAACAAUGAGCAUCUUCUGAUCGAGCGCUUUCGACCCUCGGACCAGGGAGCCUACACUUGCCGCAUAAUAUUCCCUGGCCGACAGGCCCUUCAGCAGGUGAAGACGAGGGCGGCAUAA